AUGAGCCAUGAUUUCUACUACUCUGAGCCUUCUUCUCCACAAGAAACUCACUCGGUGACGCCUUCUCUGUUGGAUUAUCUGAAAGACGAGUUGAGCUGCGUAGACGCGGCGGAGACGGAGAACUACAAAUCAGAGCGAGUUUCAAACUUCUUAAAGAUUCCACUAGCGAUUGAGAAGGUCAUCGCAUUUGGCAGCCUCGUCUGUCUCGAUUCAUUCCUGCACACGUUCACUAUCCUCCCAUUGCGGGGACUUAUAGCUGUGAAGAAUGCACCCAAGCGUCUCAACGCUUCACAGAAGUCUGACAUUCUCAAACUUACCUUGUUUCUCCUUCUCUCAACUUUCCUGUUGUUAUACACUGAGCCAUCACGUAUGUACCACGGUGUACGCGGACAAGACAACGUGAAGCUGUAUGUAAUAUUCAACGCGCUCGAAAUUGCCGAUCGGCUGUGUUGUUCAAUAGGGCAAGAUAUCCUCGAUACGCUAUUCUCGCGCGCAAGUCUAACGCAAGCACCCACGACGACGCUUGUAGUGUAUCUACUACUAGCGCUGGUUUAUGGCAUUGCACACUCUCUGGUUUUCCUCUACCAACUAGUCGCGCUCAAUGUCGCCGUCAACAGCUACGAUAACGCUCUGCUCACUCUGCUAAUAAGCAACCAGUUUGUCGAGAUAAAGGGAAGUGUGUUUAAGCGGUUCGAUAAGGAAUCCCUCUUCCAGAUAACUUGCGCAGAUAUAGUUGAGCGUUUCCAACUAAUGCUGAUGCUAGGCGUGAUUGCUUUCCGCAAUCUGAUCGAGCUGAGUGGAUCAGACUUUACAUACCUGCCUAGCGCAUUCAUAAGGUCUAACACUCAGCUUGAAAUGAUUUUCUCACCUGUCUUGCUCGUCAUCAUGUCCGAGAUGGCCGUUGACUGGCUCAAGCAUGCCUUCAUAACGAAAUUCAUGCACAUACGCCCGAGUAUCUACGCCCGCUUUAUUGACCUGCUAGCUGGGGAUUUGGUCCCAGAGAGCGUGGGCAGGAAGGGACGGAGUUUGAGCUCAGGCUCCAGCUCGCCGGGAGGACUAUCCGCGCGCAUCAGCCGCCGACUCGGCUUCGCGUCUAUACCAAUGGGGGCGUUUGUGGUGCGUGUUAGUGUACAGGCGCUCGGGAUGCUCAACGAUAGUUCAACUAUUGAUGAAUGUGCGCCAUCUUCACAUUCAAAUGGGAUGUCACAAGAUGUUGCACAUGAGUUGACACAUUCAAUAUCACACGUUACUCUUCAGUGGUGCUUGCGGUUGCUUGUUGGCGUCGUCGCAUGGCUCGUACUCCUCGCAGUCAAACUCCUCCUUGGCGUCCGCUUACACGCUUUAGCCCUUCACCGCCAAACUGAUACUGCAGCGCGCACCGCUGAGGAUGUCCUCACUAACUUGCAGACUCCAAUAGGGGAGAGCGAGGCAUAUAAGGACCAGCGCAUUGAUACUAAAAUCAGCCUAUCGUCACAUGCUGACGACGUCCCAAACGCCCCAAAGGGCAAGAUACCCCUCGAACAACUAUCCAGAUAUGACAUGGUGAAGCGGAUCUGGUAG
Messenger RNA from Wallemia ichthyophaga EXF-994, 1560 nucleotides. Its product is annotated as Protein TAPT1-like protein. The transcript has 4 exons. Gene Ontology annotation, biological process: maintenance of protein localization in endoplasmic reticulum. The record is from RefSeq and is a predicted model, not a curated record. The coding region runs from base 1 to 1560 and encodes 519 amino acids. Gene Ontology annotation, cellular component: endoplasmic reticulum membrane. NCBI's taxonomy places the organism in Eukaryota, Fungi, Basidiomycota, Wallemiomycetes, Wallemiales, Wallemiaceae.